Nicotiana tabacum (common tobacco) is the source of this 2964-nucleotide messenger RNA. NCBI's taxonomy places the organism in Eukaryota, Viridiplantae, Streptophyta, Magnoliopsida, Solanales, Solanaceae. The record is from RefSeq and is a predicted model, not a curated record.
UUACAAGGAACCCUCUCCUCUCUGGACUUUGUUGGCAUGUAACGUACAUACAUCAAUCAAGAUUGGCUCUUUAAUCCAUUCAUCAAUGAUUUAUUAAAAGCCCCAUCCCUUUCUGGAUUUUGUGGGUGUUAUUUCAACUAGGGAAAUAGAAAUCAAAUAGACCCCUUACUCCUCUAAAUCCCCACACCCAUCUCUCUCUCUCCUCAAUCGAAAGGUUUUUUUUUCCCAUCUGGGGUUUCUCUUUCUCUCUCUAGAAUUCUGUUUCUAGCACUAUCUUGAUGACUGUUGUUGUGUAAAAAUUCAAUCUUGAUUAUUGGUACCUGAUUCUUGACUUGGGACUGAUUAAAGAUUUGAUUUUUAGGAUUGGGUUUGCCAUUUCUUGGAGUUUUCUUCAGAUCGGUGCUUUGUCUGAUUUUAAAUGUAAAAGGGGGACUUUUUUUGUAUGUAAAGUUCUUUUCUUUCAUGGUUGGACUUGUGUUUCUGGUUUAAUUGUCAAGAUAGGAUCUUUUUACUUGACUAAUUAGGUUUUCACUUGAUGUGAAGAUUUAUAUUUGUGUCUUUUACAGUUUUACUGACUCUUUAUGUGCUUAUCUUGGUGCAUUUGGGAUAUGUGUUAAUGGCAAAAUUGGGUUUUAAUUUGACUCAAAGUGGCUAUAGAAAAGUAUAUCAAGUCUUGACUUUGGUUGUGAUAAGCAAUAAACCUUGGUUUGGAUUAUGUAAUUUCUAUUCUCCCCACUUCACCUUACUAGGGUUUUUAGUUUGUAUUUGAAGUUGAAUUUGAUAAAGUCUAUGGAUUAUCUUUUACUGUAUCUGCUAUUCAACGGAUUAUCUUUUACUGUAUCUGCUAUUCAACGGCGAUUUGAUGUUGUGCGAACAUGGUUGGGCAUAUAGGAUUUUGAUACUGAUUAGUUCUUGUGGAGUUAUUGUCUCCACAUAGGUUUCAUCUGAAAAUCGUUGCUCUGGUUAUUGGUUCCAUGGUGCUUAACUUUUGGCUAGGAAGCAUAUCAUUCUCUGAGCAAUGUCGUUACGUUUGACAUUACACUGAAACUAGUCAAUCUACCAUAUCUGAUGAUGUUGCUGUCCUGAUUGUGAAGGGAAUUUCCUUUUUGUAGUAGAAUAGUAUAAAUAAUCAAGUAUUGCUUUCUGAUUGUGAAAGCUGGAGCUUUUGGAAAGUCAGCAAGGCCAUUAAAAGUAUCUGGAAAAUGGUCCCAGGUUGCAUAUUUUGGUGUCUUUGGACAGAAAGGAAUCGAAGAUGUUUUGAUGGCAUUUCAACUCCUAUUCACUCUUUGAAAGCUAGAUGUCUGGUGUAUCUUUUUAGUUGGAGUAAUAUCUCCCCUGUAAAUAAUGUUAUCCCCUUUCUAGACUUUAUUGGCUCAAUGAGCCUAGCCUGAUGGCCCUUUUUUUUGGUUAGCUCCCUAUGAUUAGAAUACCACAUGAUGUACUGGAGCUAACAUCUCUUCUUUUGUACUAACUGCAUCUUCUUGAUGCCAGCAAUACAACACCUUACUUCAUCAAAAAAAAUAAAAAUAAAAAUAAUCAAGUAUUGCUUUCUAUUGAGCUUAUUAACAAAAAAGGUAUUUCUUAGGCUCAAAGGAAAUUUCUGUGCUACUGGGUCGAUAGUAUAAGUUCGGAAAGCUAGAGCUGAAUGUCUGAUUGGAAUAGUCAAGUGUAGUAUUUCAGCUUGAGUAUCAGAAGAGAUUUUAUUUCACAUUUUGUCCAAUUGUAUUGACUAAUAUGGAGAAGAGAAGUCUACGAACUUUUGUGGUUCUCAGACACAUGUUAUCCGCAUCUGGUGGAUUAGCACAAUUUUCUUGAAGAUGGCCUGAUCAUUUUGAGCAGCUCUUUAGUUGCUUGUGUCUUAUGAUUGUUUGAACUAAUGUUGAAGGAUUGUAUUCUGAUGAUCUUUUUCUGGCCCUUUUGCAGGAUCCAAUAAUAAGUUGAUUGUCUUCAACAUCUGAACUACCUGCAAAAACUACUUGCGUGCACUUGCCAACUGAUCCUAGGAUUAUACUUAUAUUUGGCUAUGGCAACUAAUGAAAAUCUACCACCAAACGUGAUAAAACAAUUGGCGAAGGAAUUGAAAAAUCUUGACGAAACUCCUCCCGAAGGCAUCAAAGUAGGUGUAAACGAUGAUGAUUUUUCAACCAUAUAUGCUGAUAUCGAGGGCCCAGCUGGAACCCCCUAUGAGAACGGGGUUUUCCGCAUGAAGUUGAUUUUGACACACGAUUUCCCUCAUUCCCCACCCAAAGGUUAUUUUCUGACCAGGAUUUUUCAUCCCAACAUUGCUUCCAAUGGCGAAAUUUGUGUCAAUGCUCUGAAAAAAGAUUGGAAUCCUAGUUUGGGCCUACGACAUGUUCUCAUGGUGGUAAGGUGUUUACUGAUCGAGCCAUUUCCAGAAUCUGCGUUAAAUGAGCAAGCUGGUAAAAUGCUGCUUGAUAAUUAUGACGAGUAUGCUAGACAUGCAAGGCUUUAUACCAGUAUUCAUGCUAAACCAAAGACUAAGUUAAAAACAGGAGUUAUAUCCGAGUCGACUACAGCCCUAAAUGUUGGCCAGACAAAUACUUCACCGUGUAACGUUGAUCAGAAGACUGCAAUAUCUGGAGUUACACCUCUCCAACAGCCUUCUCCAUUAGCCCCUACAGCUAACAUUGUAAAAGGAGGAAACAGUCUAGACCAGCCGCCAGCCCCAGGUUCAACUGCGGACUCAGCGGUUAGUGGAUCAGCAGCACCACCAUCGGUAACCCUGAAGAAGGAAGCUGGAUUGCAUAAACUCCCUGCAGAUAAAAAGAAGAUUGAUGCAAGAAAGAAAAGCUUGAAGAGAUUAUAAACUUUGUUUUAAAGGGGGGACUAAAUCUUGUUUUCUCUUGGUUGCUUUUAUUUGAUAGAUAAAGAAACAGUUCUACAGAACUGAGCUUGUAUUAUGUCCUGAUAAAUGAAAUGGAUUCUUUGAGAUGUUCCUUUCAA